GGGGCGGCACGGGGUGGGGGUGGGGGGGCCCGGCGAGCCCGGCAUCCCGCGACGCCCGCCCGCAGCCUGCCGAGCCCCCCGCCAGCCGCCGGGGCUGGAGUCAAGAAGGAAAAACAAUUCUAAUUGAUUUUUUUUUUUUUAGAGAAAAAAAAAAGGGAUUUAAAGGGAGUUUCAGAAGGGGAAGCAAAAGUAAAGGAAAAAGUUUAAAAGUUGGAAGGGAGAGGGGAAAAAAAACUUUAAAAGGAACGAUUUUAAGAGGGAGCGAUUUUUAAUUUUUUUUUUCAAGUGGGGGAAAAAAAUUGAGGGAGGAAAAAAAAAAAAAAGAAAAAAAUAAUUGCGAAGGGCUUGAUCCGGGCGGCGGAGAACAAUAACUCGCCGGGAAAGUUGCUGCGCGGCUCGGGAGGGAGCGGCGGGAGGAAAAUGCCGCAGCUGGGCAGCGGCGGCGGGGACGACCUGGGGGCGACGGACGAGAUGCUGGCCUUCAAGGACGAGGGCGAGCAGGAGGAGAAGAUCCCGGAGAACGCUUUCACGGAACGCGACCUGGCCGACCUCAAAUCCUCGCUGGUGAACGAGUCGGAGGGGAGCGGCAGCCCCGCCGCCGCCGCCGCCGCCGCCGACCCUGAGGCCAUCAGGCGUGUGCAGGAUCCGCAGAGGGUUUAUCAGGAGAAGCUCCCAGACCACAUGGAUGAUGCAGGUAUGAAGCAUCAGGACCCAGGGAUGUAUAAAGGAUCUGCGUACUCUGGCUACCCUUUCCUCAUGCUCUCAGACCCUUAUCUGCCAAAUGGAUCUAUGUCACCUCUGUCCAACAAAGUUCCCGUCGUGCAGCCGUCGCACGGAGUCCACCCGCUCACCCCGCUCAUCCCGUACAGCAACGACCAUUUCAGCCACGGCUCCCAUUCGCCCCACUUGCCCGCCGACAUCAACCAGAAACAAGGAGUGCACCGUCCUUCCCAGACCUCAGACAUCCCCGGUUUCUACCCCCUCCCUCCCGGUGGAGUUGGACAGAUCACGCCGUCGAUGGGAUGGCAGAGCCAGUCUGUCUAUCCGCUCCCGUCAUGUGGAUUUAGACAGCCGUAUUCGUCAGCGCUUUCUGCUGGGGCUUCUUUCUCCAGGUUCACUCACCCGCUGAUGCUGGGCUCCGGCAUGCACACCUCCGGCAUCCCGCACCCCGCCAUCGUGCCCCACUCCGGCAAGCAAGAGAUGGAGCACUAUGACCGGAACAUGAAACCUCAACCAGAACCAAAGAGAGAGAAGGAAGCCAAGAAGCCCACUAUCAAGAAGCCCCUGAACGCUUUCAUGUUGUAUAUGAAAGAAAUGCGGGCGAAAGUCAUUGCCGAAUGCACCCUGAAAGAGAGCGCCGCCAUCAACCAGAUCUUGGGAAGGAGGUGGCACGCGCUGUCCCGGGAGGAGCAGGCCAAGUACUACGAACUGGCUCGCAAGGAACGGCAGCUCCACAUGCAGCUCUACCCCGGCUGGUCUGCCAGAGACAACUACGGGAAAAAGAAGAGACGAACACGGGAAAAGCAGCAAGAUUCCAACUCAGAUCCUGCCUCUCCUAAGAAAUGCAGAGCUCGCUUUGGCCUCAACCAACAAACGGACUGGUGCGGCCCGUGCAGGAGGAAAAAGAAGUGCAUUCGGUACUUACAAGGAGAAGGACGCUGUGCCAGCCCAGUUUCUUCCGAUGGAAGUGCUAUAGACUCCCCUCCCUCUCCUCUGGAUGCACUCCAAUGCAUCUCCUCUGCUUUUCCUUCAGACAAGCUUGCAGCCCCCGCUGACUCCGCACACAGAGAACAGCCCGACCCCUUCCCCGUCUCCGCUCACCUCCAAACCGCCACCUGCUCCUCCAGACUGACCACCAGGUGCUCUUCUGCGCCCGCAGAGUCCCCAGCGUACAGCGUGGCCUCCACGGGGACAUAGUCCCACGCGCCCAGCUGCCUUGGCCGGGACACUGGGCACUUCGCUCUCUCCCGCCUGGUUUCGCUGCCCAUUGAAAAGGACCAGAGGCCCACCCAAAUUCCCCGUCUCACUGCAAAACGUGCAAAGUUAGGCAACAGGAUGGCUUACGGAUGCUGGAAAACUCAUUUGGUUUUUUUUUCUUUUUUGGGGGGAGGGGGUGGUGUUAAAGAUAGAAAAGUGAUUUAAAAAAAAAACAAGAGGUAAAAAAUAAGUACUUUGCCAAAAUUUAAAGUGCUGACGAGUAAACAAGCCUUUUGUCCCUGCCCUGUGCUGCUUUUUCUGUUUGUUUGGGUUUUUUCUUUCUGUAUUUUUUACUGCAUUAUCUUCAAGUAUGGCAGAAAGCAGAGACGAACUCCCCAGCUUGCCGCAGUAGAUGGUAGGUGCUAGCAGCCUAACACUGGCUUCCACUCCCCGCCUUCCGAGCUGCUUUAAAGUAUAGUCACUCACUCACCGAUCUCUCAUAGCCGUUAUACCACGGAGCUGGAAAAGCUGGAAUAGGAGCAAUUUUAAAAGCCCCUCAUGUCUGAAAAUGAGAUGUAGCGAUGCUAGCUUUCUGAUCUGACCGGCUGACAAGAGAAAUGAAAUAUUUAAACCAACGAGGUGAAUUUUUUUAAAACUUCUUGUUUGAGAACAGGAAGAUAUUGUUUACAGGUCACAGGUCGCUGCGCAGACAGGUCCCGCUCCGCGAGUGUACAGCGUGGCAGGGGAAAAGCGAGCGCUAACCGGACAGCGACGGGAGCUUGGCCCGGCCGCUGGGAGGUCUGACGGUCGAUUGCUCGGUGCAGGGUCUCCCUUGCUGUUUGGAAUUGUCCACUGCGGAUGUGGACGGCCAGAAAUCUCCCCAGAUAGGCUGGGCGAAGCCCCAAAAAAUCAGUUUGCUACUGGGGCCUUGACCCACCUCUGCGCGUAGGCAGGGCGGGAGCCCCCGGCCCGGGCAGGGGACGGCGCCGUCCCAACAAGCCGCCUCCUGCUGAGCGGCCGGGGCGGAGGAGAGGUGCGAGCUCUGCCGCGCUCGGCGCUCCCCUUCCCGAGGGCAGUCUGGCAGCAGAUCGGCACACGACCCUGCUCGCCGCGUCAGGCACCCGUCUGCGCGCACCCCCAGCACGGUCAGAACCCUUUUAUUUUUCAUGAUUUGGUGUGUAACUUCCUAAAAAAAAAAAAACAAACAACCACAACUUAUUCUAGCUUUUUCUAAAAGAUCCUCCCUCCACCCCCCUGAUGAUGCCGAACGUUAGCGCAUUCUCUCCAGCUUGAAAACGUUCACCAGUUUCUGGUACUUUAUUUAUAUUUUGAGCUUGAUAAACAAAAAACACUGUGGACAGAUUGUGAUCUCCCUGAACCGAUGCAAAUCCCAAAUUAAUCCAAGUUCUUGAUUUCCUCCAGGUUUACAGACUUCUCACAGAGACCACAAUCUAGUCCAGGGGAAAUAUUUCCUGCUUGAAAGAAAUAUAUUCUAGACUGCUGAAGAGAAAAAUAACACCACACUGAGGGAGAGGGCGGACUAUUUUUUUCUACUUUACAGAAUAGGUUUUAGAGUACUGGAUACAAAUUAUGUAGUAAUAUUAUUGUAGAACUGCAAGAAAUUUAAGAUGACCUUUAUAAUGUACAAAAUAUUUUUAUAUUUUUUUCUUAACGCAAAAACACCCUAAUUUUUUACAUUGGGCUGAACGUAACUUUUUAAACAAGUUUAUGCCUCAAAGAUUGAAAAUUAAAAAAAAAAAAAAACCAAACCUGAGUAGUCUGUAGAGCAGCUUUGGGUUUAUUCCCUUUAUUUAGGUACUUUUGCUUAUAGUAGCGUAGAUUUUUUUAAUUCCAGUUUUAGUUUAGAAGAUCUAAACCAAUCGCUUUAUUCCUCUCCUGUGUAAAUGUAACUUCAGAAGCACUGAAUGAAAGCUACGUGCACAAACCUGAAAAGUUUGAAAAAGAGUCAUUUUUAAAGUUUGACAGCAUCGUUUUAACCCUUAGAGAAGUAGCAUUACCUGAACCGACUGCCGUACUUAGUCACGUACGUACUGCACUCAGAGGGUUAACUAUAUAGCACUAGAUCAAUGUGCAACCUGCUCGUUUUUAAAUUAUUUUAGCAAGCUUAGGCAACAGCAUGCUCCAGUGCUGAACAGAGGAACUCAGCAGACUCUUCCCAGGUCUGACAGCCUCUUUUUAUCACUUGAUUUAAAAAAAAAGAGGCUUACAAAAAAAAAAAAAAUAGCUGUCUCAGCUCACCGUUUGUCACUCUGAGACCCUCUGAUGUAAGGCGCUGUAGAAGCGCCAGCUACUGUAAACGCCACAGGUGGCAAAUCAGCCACAGCAGCCCGGUGUAACUCGGCACUGGGGGUAAAGCUGGCACAGCUUAAUACCCAACUGGUAUUUUGUGGUUGGAUGAAACAUGUAACUUAGCAGCAAAGCAAAGGCGGGUAUAAACGAAGCAGCAGAUGUGUCUAAAUAACACCAGAGGAAAUUCAGGGGAAAGUCCUGAACAGUAUUAAACUGCGCGUCCUGCCCAAGGACCAAACGGCACGAGCGGACGCAGACCAGCCAUCACUCAUUUCAGAACUCACCGGGGCUUUCACCCAUUUAUUUCAAGGCUACUUCAGCCCCUCCAGUGUUGUGGAUGCCUGCCUUGGUUCAGGGCACGCUGACGGGCAAAAGGCCCAUCUGUGUCACAGCAUCCUCUCACCAUUAUUCCAUCCGACUCCUGCAAAAGCUGCGCACUGGAACCCACCGCCCCCCUCUCCGGGAGCCCUUCCUCGUGCGCUCGCGGCUCAGGAGCAGUUCCACAGCCAGGCAGCUGGAGCAGGUACACCCGUUCUCCAACGCAGCACUGGUCUGACCCUCCGCUCUGCUCUAUACGUACCGGUGUAGCCAGACCUUACCCUGGGCUUUCAGCUACCACAGUGUAAACUCAGACUAUCCGCCUGGUGUACUGUAACACGGUCAGUUUAUACUGGUGUAGCUGAGAAAAAUUUAACCUUUUUUUCCUCCCAAAACACACCAAUAAGAGAAGUUUAAGCUGCCCCUUUCCAAGACAAAACAGCAAGCAUGACCAGCUCUCGUUACAUGCCCCACGGCUGAUAACCAAUGCCAAAACAAAGUUACUUUUAUUAAUACCAAAAAAAAGCGUCUUUAGAAAUCCUAUAUGAAGUGUUACUAUUCUGUGUUAAUACUCUUUUUUUAAUAGAAGGAAAACUUUGCCCGUAACUUUUUAUUGCAACAAGAAUUUUUUUUUUUUUAGUUCUUUUACAGCAAUUUCAACUCUUCCAGAAAUACGUAUUUGAAUUCCUGAAAUCAGUUUGAAUGUAGAAGUCAUGGAAAUACCACUUCAUUAAACCAAGUAAAACCACUGUAUGUAUGUAGCAGGGAUAAAUGUUUUGCAGCUGUACUUUCAUUUGUCCAAUGACUAUCCAUCAUUUGUUGUAAUUUUUUUUACUUCACUGAGUUUGUAUUUUUUUGGCUUUUAUGUUCAAAGUAUGUUUAUAGCUUUAUAAAUAAAGUAAUUGCCAGACUGGCUCUUCAAAAUAG
This is a messenger RNA of Phalacrocorax carbo (great cormorant), 5472 nucleotides long. NCBI's taxonomy places the organism in Eukaryota, Metazoa, Chordata, Aves, Suliformes, Phalacrocoracidae. The record is from RefSeq and is a predicted model, not a curated record.